Molecule: messenger RNA, 1149 nt
Organism: Lactuca sativa (garden lettuce)
Lineage: Eukaryota; Viridiplantae; Streptophyta; Magnoliopsida; Asterales; Asteraceae
Product: replication factor-A carboxy-terminal domain protein
Source: RefSeq, a predicted model, not a curated record
UAAUUUUGAAAAAUAAAAUGCGGUGAAGGUGGAUCGAACACCUGACCUUCAGAUCUUCAGUCUGACGCUCUCCCAACUGAGCUAUCCCCGCUUGACGAAUAGUUGUUGAAGCAUUUCUAUAUUAUAGGUUUAGCGAAAGGAUUCAUAUUUACCUUCUGGUUACCAUAGUUUGUUGUUCCCCGGCCUUCGGCAACCGCAAUGGAUGUGGACAAACGGACUACCACCAUAUGCACAGUCGUCGCCAUUGAUCACACCGCCUUGUAUUACACAGUGUGUUCCUUCUGUGAGAGAACUCUCCCCGAAACCAACACCGCGCCGCCGUCCGUAACUUACUGUGAUCACUGCAAUUUCACUAGAAAUACUAGUACUGUUCCUCACCGCGGCGGCGGCGGCUCUACUUCUAAACGCUUAUUUCGCGUCCUCAUGUCCGUAGCGACAGAGACGAAGGUGUUUGAGGUGGUUAUGUUUGACAGGGCUGCUAGGGUUCUCUUUGGUUGCUCUGCUCAAGAUUUCGUUGAUUUCGCCAAGCUUCAUCCCUUUUCCGGUGAGACUGCAAGUAAGAUUCUGGAGGGAGAGAUGUUAAAGGUGACACUUUCAAAACCCAAGAAUGGCAAUGCACAACAUCAACGAGUUGUAUCAGUUGUUCCUUUGAAAUCUGGGUUUCAUCCUGCAAUGGAUACAUUGAGGGAAUUACACGGAUGUGUUUGAUUUGAACAUAUCCAGCAAGAUGAGCAAGGUCAUGAACUGAAGCACCUGAAUCCCCAAGAACUUGGAGCUUUAAUGGCUUUUCAACAAUUCUGGAACCCGUAAUGCUGACUGAAGAAGAAUCGGAUAUGUUUGGCUUAAUGAUGUUAAGAUCGAGUUUUGGGUUCAAAUUCAACUCCUUAAUGAGUUCAUAUCCUGUUCUUGAGGAAGGAUCAUGUAUCUGAGAUGCAAAAGAUGCGAAGGGAGAAUGACUGAUAAGGAAAAUGAGAAUAAGGUAAAUGACAAGAUCCAUUGUGGUUAAAUCUUGCCUUGUGUUUAUGUUUAUGUGAAGGGGUAUGGGUUUUGGAGAUUUAUAUAGGGUUUAAGAUAGAUUUCUACACGAAAUCCCAAUUGCACACGAUUAGUUUUAGUUUCUAAUUUCUAUAUUUGAAGAUUCAUUGCUAA